Notechis scutatus (mainland tiger snake) is the source of this 1041-nucleotide messenger RNA. NCBI's taxonomy places the organism in Eukaryota, Metazoa, Chordata, Lepidosauria, Squamata, Elapidae. The record is from RefSeq and is a predicted model, not a curated record.
AUGCUUACCUGGCCGAAGGGGCUGCUGCAGCUGCUUCUCCUCUACACCGUCUGGAAAAUGGGGAGCGGCCAGCUCCAUUAUUCUGUGCUGGAGGAAUCUCAGCAUGGUGCCUUUGUGGGCCGCAUCGCUCAGGAUCUGGAGUUGGAGGUGAGUGAGCUGGUGCCUCGGAUGUUCCGGAUGCUGCCCAAAGGAGAGAAGGACUAUUUUGAGGUAAACCUGCAGAAUGGGAUCUUGUUUGUAAAUUCCCGGAUAGACAGGGAGGAGCUGUGUGCCAAGAAUGCAAACUGUAUUGUUCAUCUGGAGGUGACUGUGGAGAAACCUCUGAGGUUCUUCCAUGUAGAGGUUGAAAUCAAAGACAUUAAUGACAAUGCUCCUGUCUUCUCUACCAGGGAACAGAUUCUGAGCAUAGCAGAAUUUGUAACAUUAGUUACACGAUUUCCAUUAGAAGGAGCAUCUGAUACAGAUAUUGGUACUAAUGCUCUAUUGACUUACAGGCUCAGUCCAAACAAACAUUUUGUUCUGGAUUCAGGAAAUGAUGAAGAUGAGAGUAAAUCUGUAGUACUUCUAUUGAAGGUGCCACUUGACAGAGAGGAAAAUCCUGUGCAUCAUUUAGUACUGACAGCCACUGAUGGGGGUGAACCAAAACUCACAGGAACUGUUCAGCUCGUCAUCAAUGUGCUGGAUGUGAAUGACAACCCUCCUGUGUUUAACCAAUCUAUUUAUAGGGUAAAGUUGCUAGAAAACACAGCCAGUGGGUCAUUAGUUAUUAAUCUGAAUGCAACAGACUUAGAUGAAGGGCUUAACAGGGAAAUCUCUUAUUUUUUUAGUAAUAGCCUAACUCUAGACGUCACAAAGCUAUUUAGUAUCAAUUCUGAUACAGGUGAAAUCAGAGUGAUUGGAAAAGUGGACUAUGAAGAAAGUAAUUUUCAUGAACUUCCAAUUCUGGCAAAAGAUAAAGGUAGUUUUCCAUUAUCAGGGCACUGUAAAGUCAUCAUUGAGGUUUUGGACAUGAAUGACAACAUUCCAGAAUUAUCUGUGAAU